This is a messenger RNA of Polychytrium aggregatum, 315 nucleotides long. RefSeq lists its product as uncharacterized. The transcript has 3 exons. Lineage: Eukaryota; Fungi; Chytridiomycota; Chytridiomycetes; Polychytriales. Gene Ontology annotation, cellular component: mitochondrion; cytoplasm. The record is from RefSeq and is a predicted model, not a curated record. Gene Ontology annotation, biological process: iron-sulfur cluster assembly. Gene Ontology annotation, molecular function: 2 iron, 2 sulfur cluster binding. Bases 1 to 315 code for a protein of 104 amino acids.
AUGCAGACUCCAGCUGCCGUCGAGCGGCUGAAGAGGCUGAACGCUGAUUCAGACGGACCCAAGCUACUCAAGGUCGGCACCAAGAAGAAGGGGUGCUCUGGACAAACGUAUUCGCUCGAAUACGUGACCGAGCCGGGCAAGUUUGACGAACUGGUUGAGCAAGACGGCGUCCGGGUGCUGGUCGAUUCCAAGGCCCUGUUCUCGUUGAUUGGAUCUGAGAUGGAUUUUGUGGAGGACAAGCUGUCGAAUCAGUUUGUGUUCCACAAUCCGAAUGUUAAGGAAAUGUGCGGCUGUGGACAGUCGUUUAUGGUUUGA